Molecule: messenger RNA, 752 nt
Organism: Erythranthe guttata (spotted monkey flower)
Lineage: Eukaryota; Viridiplantae; Streptophyta; Magnoliopsida; Lamiales; Phrymaceae
Source: RefSeq, a predicted model, not a curated record
AUUGAAAAACUAGGAGAUUGUAUUCCCAUCAAAGCAGAUGAUUAUCAUUAUCAAAUAUCUUGUUUUGACGGGAAUCAAUACAAUGUUGACUUGAAUGAAUGGACAUGUGGUUGUAGAAAGUGGGAUUUGAGUGGCAUCCCAUGUAAACAUGCAAUCAGUGCGAUCGUUAGUCAAGGCUAGAAAAUCGAGAACUUCACACAUAGUUGUUACAAAGUGGAGACUUAUAAAGUUGUUUAUGCUCCUGCCAUUAUGCCAAUGAGUGGCAGAAAUGAAUGGAGAAAAUUAGACUUUAUUCCUCCACUACCUCCAAAAUUUGUUAAUCCUGGUGGCAGGCCUUGUGGAAGGCCAAUAAGAGCAAGGAGGCGGGAAUUGGAUGAGCCUGAAAAGAAGAAGAGAAAAAUAUCAAGGGGCAAGCCAAAGGUGAUUAAAAAUGCAUAUCAGCUGAAACGGCAACAAAAAACUUUAAAAUGCAGUCAAUGUGGUGUUGAGGGACACAAUAAAAGAGCUUGCAAAAUGAGGGAUGAUAAUUCGAAAGCAACACAAACUGAGGUGGCGAGCAGUGAGGUUGGUAAUCAAACUCCAAAGUUUCAGGCUGGAGAAAGAAUAUUUCAAGAUAAACAAUAUCAAGAUGGAAGUUCUACCGAAAGACUCAUAAGCGCAAGUUUUCUCAACAAGUUCAUCUCAUUUACUUACAUUGAUUAAUUUUAUUUAUAUUUGAAUUAAACUUAAUAUUUUUAUUUAUGUAGCAAGUG